AUGUUGAAUAUACAUCGUCUCCAUCAUCAGUGCUGGAAACUGACGAGAUGGCUAGUUUCGGGAGGAUUCCAAAGAAGCAUCACCUACUCAACCCCUGACACAUCCUUGGAGCUGGCCAUAAAGGGGCUUUCGUCUCAAUCCAACAUCGAUCUGCCGCAGCUUGGCUCGCCAUUCCUCUCCAAGGUCCACAGCGAGCUUUAUACCUAUCUUCCGCCUGAAAAUAUGGAGACUCAAGGUUCAUUGAACGGGCUGAAGACACUACAGAAUAAGUCUCCUGUUUCGGCCCUCGGAGUAUUCUUAAAACACUUCGUGUUUUUGUCAACCAACAACUUACUCUGUGGAUGGGACAUCAACGUAAUCUGUGACUGGAUUGUUGGUAAAUGUGGUGCUGAUAUCCUCCUUUUUCUGUGUCGGCCGGGGUCACUUUCAAGGGACGUUUUCGCAAGAAAAGUCCUCUGCAGCGCAGUUGAGUCCGGAGAUAUGCGUCUUGCUAGCAGUAUAAUCCAAUGCGGGGCCCAUUUACAGGAUGUUUCUUCUCAGAGUCAACGUUGGGCUGAACACCUCUCAACGGCCGUGUGCCAAGGGCACGAGGCUAUGGUUGAGCUACUCUGUAAAGCUGGGGUCCCACCUAAGGUCAAGAAGAAUCGCUGGCUAUGGAAGAUUGAGUGGGAAUCCCGCCUUCCGAUUCUACGAACUCUCCUCAAAUAUGGUGCCGAUCCAGAGAACCUCAUCACGAAUGAGCAGCCUGGGUUCCCUCUGAUUGAUGCAGCAGGGGAUGGUAGCCUAGGAGCCGUGAAGCUGCUUCUGAGUGCGGGAGCUAGAGUUGACCUUUACCUUCCUGGGUAUGGCGGGACAGCUUUGCAAGCCGCAGCUUCGCAGGGUCACUUGGAGGUGGCUAAAUAUCUCGUCCAAUUUGGAGCGGACGUCAACGUCCCUAAUGUUGAACUUCUACGGCAUCAUCGAUGGUCUCUAUUCUUCAACCACAAAGAAUGGAUGGCUUGUCAAACUCCAGUUCAGCUUGCUACUAAAGUGAACAAUCUUGCUCUUCUCCGAGUUCUGCUGGAGAAAGGAGCAUCUGCGAUGGCUUGCCCAGUCUCCAUACGUCCUGACUUUGAAGUCAUUUGCCACUGGCAAGAAAACCGGUUCAACCGCAAUAGGCCACUGUAUUUUACACCUAGGUAUGAUGAGGAGCGUACAGUAUAUACUGCCCUGCAAUAUGGGGUUUUAUGUCAAAAUGUGGACAUCGUCACACUUUUGCUGUUCAUGGGAGUUGCUCCUGAUUCCCGGGUAGCACCAGAUAUAGGCGACACACCUUUACAGAUGUCAGCAAGGUUGGGCGACUUUCAAUUGGCUCAACUUCUUCUGAGAAGUGGUGCUGAUGUCAAUGCCUCCCCUGCGGCUUUCAACGGCCGAACAGCAAUUCAAGGGGCAGCGGAAAGUGGAAACUGGAAGAUUUUGUCAAUGCUUCAAGUCGCAGGAGCGCAAAUCAAUGCUCCAGCAGGAGCGAAGCUGGGGAUGACUGCGUUACAGGCGGCAUGUUUGAACGGCCAUCCUCUUAUUGCAGGGUUCUUGCUUGCUCACCAGGCGAAUAUAAACGUAGCCCCGUCGCCGCUGGGAGGAUUGACACCCAUCCAAGCUGCAUCUGUGCGUGGCGAUAUCGGAUUGGUGAGAGAUUUGAUUAGCCUUGGAGCAGAUGCCAACGCCCCAGCAACUGAGAUGGGAUCGACCGCUCUUGUGGUUGCUGCAAAGCAUAAGUCUCUGCCGCUUCUCGAGAUACUUGUGCAACAUGGCGCAAAUGUCAAUCCAACUGGGGACUGUGAUCUGAUGUCACCUCUACGAGCGGCUGCCAGUAUGGACUGGUUCGAGGGAGUUGAGUUCCUCUUGAAACACGGUGCAAAGGUCGAUGACACUCCAUUUGAGGUACUAGAAUCAGAGGACUAUGCGGGUUUUGUUGAAGAGCUGCUGAGCCCUCUUGGCUGGGCUAUCUCCAACCGUAAUGAGGAGAUGGUGAAUCUAUUGGUGCAACAUGGUGCCGAUGUUCUUGCAACUGCCAGUUCUUAUGGAGCUGAGUCGCAAAGCGCCCUGAUAUAUUUAAUAGGGCAUGGGUCAGAUAUUACCCUCAUUAACUUCCUUCUUGCGAAUGUUAAAGACUUGAAAAUUUAUUCUGGGUGGGAAGAAGCGCUAGAAAUUGCCCUCGAAGACUUAUACCUUGAUGUUUGUGAACUGAUAGUUGAGACAACAAGGUCACUGUCAUCGCCUCUUCAUUGCAAAGUGACCCAGAGCGGAUGGAAUGUAUUACCUACAUUGGACGUCUAUGACGACGAAGAAAUUUUGCUGGACGUUAUGAAGCUUCUCAUGAAAUCAGGGGCAGAUUUGGAUUCUCGCUCCACGGAUGGAAGCACUCUCCUUCAACGGAUAGCUGGUCGGGGUUAUAUUAAAUCCUGCUGUUUUCUGGUCGACCAUGGUGCUGCCAUUAAUGCUCAUGCGGGCCAACGAUAUGGAACAGCACUUCAAGAGGCCAUCAAGAAAAAUCACGUAAAGAUAGCCGAUCUCUUCCUGGAACAUGGGGCGGAUGUGAAUGCUCUACCAGCGCUCAACUCGGGUGUUACUGCGCUUCAAGCAGCUUCCAUCAAUGGGAUGCUCGAGAUGACUGUACGACUACUUGAAUGCGGGGCAGAUGUAUGUGCGCCAGCUGCACCAAAGAACGGGAGAAAGGCAAUUGAUGGAGCUGCAGAGCGCGGCCAUCUGGAAAUGGUGCAAUUGCUUCUAAACGCAUAUGGAGAACAAGAAGCACUGAGGACAGUAUGUGAUCGAGCUGCGGAUUACGCGGAAAAGGAAGGUCACUGUGAACUUGCCCGUUGGCUACGAGCGUAUCCUCCUGUUUGA
Molecule: messenger RNA, 2886 nt
Organism: Penicillium cataractarum
Lineage: Eukaryota; Fungi; Ascomycota; Eurotiomycetes; Eurotiales; Aspergillaceae
Exons: 1
Coding region: 1-2886 (961 amino acids)
Molecular function (GO): protein binding
Source: RefSeq, a predicted model, not a curated record